AUGGCAGUGGCCAACACGAGGACCGCCGUGGUUACUGGUGGCUGUUCAGGAAUCGGCCUCGGUCUCGUCCGACAUGUCCUCUCCAAGCCCAACUGGCGCGUGGUCAUCGCAGACAUCCGACCAGAAGCAUACUCAGCCAUUUCCCCGUCUCUAGAUUCGGCUCGGCAUAUCUUCAUCCAUGCAGACGUGGCCUCCUGGGAAUCGCAGGUCGCAUUGUUCAAGCAGGCCAAAUCACCCAUGUUCUGUACCCAAGUCAACCAAAUUGGUGUCUUCUACAGCCUCAAGCUCUUCGUGCACUACAGUCGGAAAACGACUCAGGCGUUGAAAGCCGCCGUUUCCAGUGCUACUCCUACAUCCUCGUGCACUGCCCUGUACCCCUUCCCCAUUGCGCCGGAGUAUUCAUCCACCAAACACGCGGUUCUCGGCCUGACACGUAGCGUGGGCCAACCGCUACUCGCAACCGACAAUAUCGCGGUGAACUGCAUCAUGCCCGCAUUCGUCGCGACACCGCUGAUAUCGCAAGAAAUCACGGAACUGUGGCCGAAGGAGUGGAUCACGCCGCUCUCGACUAUGGCGCGUGCAAUCGAUGAGCUGACGUGCGAAGACGGGCAUGUCGAGCAGGACGGGAAAAGCAACGGGGCAAACGGCGUGGUCAAAGCCGGUCAGGCUGUUGGGUGUGUUGUCGAUCGCCUCUUUUACCGCAAGCCUAUCGACUAUGCGGAUGAAAGCCAGCGGUUCCUUAUCGAGCAAGCUUUCUUGCCAGAUGGCAUCUGGAUGCGUGGAAUCAUGGAGAAAAUCAAGAAAGACCAGGCGGCUGCUGCUACCACCGCCACCACUACUACUUCUGGUUAA
Molecule: messenger RNA, 852 nt
Organism: Rhinocladiella mackenziei CBS 650.93
Lineage: Eukaryota; Fungi; Ascomycota; Eurotiomycetes; Chaetothyriales; Herpotrichiellaceae
Exons: 3
Coding region: 1-852 (283 amino acids)
Molecular function (GO): oxidoreductase activity
Source: RefSeq, a predicted model, not a curated record